Messenger RNA from Syngnathus typhle (broad-nosed pipefish), 1155 nucleotides. RefSeq names its product MIS12 kinetochore complex component (gene mis12). Gene Ontology annotation, biological process: mitotic sister chromatid segregation; kinetochore assembly; protein localization to kinetochore. Lineage: Eukaryota; Metazoa; Chordata; Actinopteri; Syngnathiformes; Syngnathidae. The record is from RefSeq and is a predicted model, not a curated record. Gene Ontology annotation, cellular component: chromosome, centromeric region; nucleus. The coding region runs from base 43 to 687 and encodes 214 amino acids. The transcript has 2 exons.
UAAGAAGAAGACUGACGCGAAGCGGGAGAAAUAAAAACAAAAAUGGAUGUUAGAGAGGAUACCUGCGUAGAGACUGACAUGCUUCCCGUGUCGUCUUUAGAGUUAUACGAGUCGCAGUUUUUCGGCUUCACGCCGCAGACGCUUAUGUUUCGUCUCUCCAGCGCCUUCAUAGACUCUCUGUGCCACAUCUUGAACGUGGUGGAGAAAGUAUGCGUGCGACAACUGAGUAAAGGUGACUCGGACGCGACGACUGAGGAACAGCUCCGCGUCCAGGCCAGAGAGUGUAGCCGCAAACUGCAAGCGUAUAUGGGAGAGGGCUUCAAGCAACUAUCGGAGCGAAUGGAAGAGGUGCUGGUCACUCUCUGUUUUUCCGUCCCUCCCAACGUCCUGCUGAAGGAGGACCAGUGUCACAGAAAACAUCCUCCAGACACACAGGAGAUCCUCAGAUUGGAGACAUCCUUGAAGGCACUCCACAGGGCUCAUGAGGCCGAGGUGUGUGCUCGACAUGCACUGCAGGUUGAACUCGAGGAGCAAGCUGAGGUACAGAAGCAGCUGGAUGGAUUCCUGGCCAGGUUCAGGGAUGGAAAUGGCAUCUUCGAGGAACAUUUCAAACCAGUGGCGACAUCAAUGAAGAAAUUGCAGCAAGUCAUUGUGGGGGUGUGCAACAAGACGCAGGAUUCUCACUAACUUAACAUAGUGUUGUACGUUAGUUUACUUGUUAUUCCAAGACUGUCUUCAUUAUGUAAAUUUAGAGGAAUGGGAUUCUGCAAAUCUUCACCCAUGUCCAGAGUCUUUUCUUAACAAUUAAUAACGAUGUUGUAUUGUACAGUAUUGUCAAUAAAAAAAAUCAAGACCCUAUAAUUACCAGCAGAGGGCGCCAAAUUCCAACCAUUCCCAAUCACAUUGAGAGGUAGCAUCAAUAAUUUCUGCCCCAUAGACAGGUUUCGCAUAAAGUGCUAUUAACUGGAAAAGAAAAAGGUCAAAACAAAUGAUUAAAAUACAACUCACGAUUUUGCUGAAUGUAUUUGCUGCUUCUCUUCAACAAAGUGGUUUCGUCUUUGGGUUGUUGGGAGACAGACAAGUGAAUUUCUCAUAUCGUGUCUUCUCUGGAAUUUUGUUUCAGUCCUGUCCGAAAUAAAAUUCUUCAAUCAUCAA